UGACUUACCUGACAGUCGAAAAAUGCUGCGGGUUCCCCAGGUGCUAAGAGGAGCACAGACCGCUGGUUUGUCCUCCAGCAGACUGGCGAAGAGUCUGUCAACAAGCAGCGUGUGCCAGCAGAAGGAACUAGUGGAGCUGUUCAUCGACGACCAGCCAGUCCAGGUUCCGCCUGGAACGACAGUUCUCCAGGCAGCGGCCAAGAUCGGGAUAGAGAUCCCCAGGUUCUGCUACCAUGAGCGCCUGGCAGUCGCUGGGAACUGCAGGAUGUGCUUGGUGGAGAUCGAGAAGCAGCUGAAGCCAGUGGCAGCCUGCGCGAUGCCUGUCAUGAAGGGCUGGAGGGUCAAGACUAACUCUGACCUCACUCGCAGGGCCAGAGAGGGUGUUAUGGAGUUCCUGCUGGUGAACCAUCCUUUGGAUUGUCCUAUUUGUGAUCAGGGAGGCGAGUGCGACUUGCAGGACCAGAGCAUGGCUUUUGGGAGUGAUCGCAGCAGGUUCACUGAUAUUGACUUUAAGCUCUCAGGGAACAUAAUAGACCUGUGUCCAGUCGGAGCGUUGACCAGCAAGCCUUAUGCAUUCGUAGCGCGACCCUGGGAGACCCGGCGGACUGACAGCAUCGACAUCUCCGACGCAGUCGGCAGCAACAUCGUGGUCUCUUCUCGAACCGGAGAAGUCUUGAGAAUCCUGCCGAGGGUCAACGAGGAAGUGAACGAGGAGUGGAUCAGCGACAAGGCCAGGUUCGCUUGCGACGGACUGAAGCGCCAGAGGUUGAUCACGCCGAUGGUCAGGACCCAGGGGAAGCUUGAGAAUGUCGAAUGGGAGAGCGCGCUGAUGGCUGCUGCUCAAGGGCUCCAGAAUGUUCCCAAGGACAAAACAGCUGUGAUUGCUGGAAAGCUCGCUGAUGCUGAAUCCCUGGUCGUUCUUAAGGACCUGGUUAAUAAGUUAGGCGGAGAAGCUUUGGCUACUGAGCAAAGCUACCCCACUGACGGCGCUGGGAUUGAUUUAAGGAGCAGCUACUUGCUGAAUAACAAGAUCCAGAAUGUUGAAGAAGCUGAUGCUGUUCUGCUGAUUGGAACCAAUCCAAGGUAUGAAGCUCCGCUGAUCAAUACCAGGUUGAGGAAGGGUUACUUGCAUGGAGAACAGAAUAUUGGGGUCAUUGGACCCAAGGUUGAUCUCACUUACCAGUACCAACAUCUGGGACAGUCUCCGGAGAUUAUUAACCAGUUGAUCAAUAAUCAGCAUCCUUUCAAUGACACUUUAAAGAAUGCCAAGAAGCCCAUGAUUAUUUUAGGUGCUGAGCUGCUUGCUAGGGCUGAUGGGGCGAAGAUUCUUUCUGCUACUCAGGAACUUGCUAAGGCUCUUGGGGAUCACACUAAGGCCUCUCCAGACUGGAAAGUACUAAACAUCUUGCAUACAAACGCGUCGCAAGUAGCAGCUUUGGAUCUAGGCUACGGAACAUCAACAGUCAGCCAAAUUAAGCAGUCGCAGCCGAAAGUUCUGUUCCUCCUGGGAGCUGACGACUCCAACAUCACCCGGGAAGACUUCCCGAACACUUUCAUCGUCUACAUCGGCAGCCACGGCGACCGCGGAGCGACAAUUGCCGACGUAGUCUUAGCCGGGGCGGCUUACACCGAGAAAACCGGCAGCUACGUCAACACCGAGGGCAGAGCGCAGCAGACUGGAGCUGCAUUGACUCCCCCAGGAAUGGCCAGGCCCGAUUGGAAGAUCGUCAGGGCCCUGGCUGAGUUCUCCGGGGUCGAUCUACCGUAUGAUAAUUUGUCUGAAGUCAGGGACAGGAUUGCUGAGAUUGCUCCGCACUUGGUCCGCUAUGGGGAAGUUGAACCGGCGAAUUUCUUCGCUCAGGCGCUUGAAUUGUCCAGGCAAUUUUUCAUGACUGACGUAGUGUCUCGCGCAUCUCCGACCAUGGCCAAGUGCAUCCAGGCGGUUUUGAAGCAACGAAUUCAAUUACUCGACGGCUGGUCGUCGGUGUCAUCAUCAACCUCUCCAGAGCUUCCAUCAGACUCGACUUUCUCGCCCAGGGCGGUAAGUUUUUGUUUGUACAGCAUCAGCUUGGUGUCUUGGUCCGACAGAAGCUCCAGGAGGUCCUCUUGGUCCUUUUUGAGCUUCUCCAGCUCCUCGCUCGUCUCUUUUAAUUUUUUCUCCAGCUCAAUAGAUACUUGGCUUUCUUUUUCCUGCAGGGCGACGACCAUUGAUUUAUACUCGGAGAGUUGCGACUCUAAAUCCUGGAUUUUGCUCCUGGAUUUUUGUAACUCCUCUGAGGAGUCAUCUAUUUUUAUU
This is a messenger RNA of Cotesia congregata, 2296 nucleotides long. The record is from the annotation of a GenBank genome assembly. NCBI's taxonomy places the organism in Eukaryota, Metazoa, Arthropoda, Insecta, Hymenoptera, Braconidae.